AUGCAGAUGGACUUGCUGGCUAAGCACUUGCUAUCCGAUAAUACUGAAAUGUUCAAGGCUGUGGAGUCUCAGAGUACUGUAUUUGUAGGUGCUGAUGCUGAGGCAAACUAUGAGGUAAGUGUUGAUAAAUCGAAAGAAAACAAUCCAGUGGAGUCUGAGAAGCUGGAUGGCUUUGUUGACAUGUUAGAGAAAGAAGAUGACAAGAAAGAGGAAGUGGAAUUUCUAACAAAGAAGCAGAAUUUAAGUUAUGAGCUGGUGGACAACAUCCAUCACUGUGGUGCUGUGUCUUCACAAUCCUUAGUGCAGAAAAAGCCUAAUCCUGGAGCAUUUACCAUACCGUGCAUAGUUGGGUCCAUAAAGUUUACCAAAUCUUUAUGUGACUUAGGAGCAAGUAUAAAUCUGAUGCUACUUGGUAUCUACAAGAAGCUUGGAUAUGGGGAGCCUACCCCCACAACGAUGCAUUUUGUUAUGGCAGAUAGAUCGGUUAAGCGACCGGUUGGUAUAUUGCAGGAUGUGCUUGUAAAGGUGGAUGAUUUUAUUCUGCCUACAGACUUUCUAAUACUGGAUUAUGAUGUUGAUUUUGAGGUACCCAUCAUCUUGGGUAGUCCAUUAUUAGCCACAGGGAGAGUAUUGGUUGAUAUGAAGCACAAUGAGCUCAAGUUCAGAUAUUCUGCUGUUCUACUCAUUCCAAGAAUCUCUAGCAUUACCUAG
This is a messenger RNA of Capsicum annuum, 711 nucleotides long. RefSeq lists its product as uncharacterized. The coding region runs from base 1 to 711 and encodes 236 amino acids. The record is from RefSeq and is a predicted model, not a curated record. Lineage: Eukaryota; Viridiplantae; Streptophyta; Magnoliopsida; Solanales; Solanaceae. The transcript has 3 exons.